AUGUCCGAGUCCAAAUUCCAACCCAUCCCACCCCAAGAAGAAGGCCACUUCAACGCAGCACCAAGUCUAAACCCACCCCCAACGCCAGCAACAAAAGACUAUAAACUUAACCACCUAGCCCUACGCAUCCAAGACCCAGCCCGCUCACUGCACUUCUAUAUUGACCUGCUGGGGAUGCGAGUAGUAUUCACUAUGAAUGCCGGGCCCUUCACAAUCUAUUAUUUAGGUCACCCGCCAGCAGAUGCAAAGACCUCAGAGGAUAUAAGUGCAUGGGCGAAGAGCACGAGUGAAAUCCCCGUCAUGACGAAGACCAGUGGACUUUUGGAGUUGUAUCAUGUGCAUGGUACGGAGAGUGCAGGUGAUGGGUCUGUUUCUACGGGGAAUACGCCACCGCAUCUUGGAUUCGCGCAUCUGGGGUUUACUGUUCCUGAUGUGGCGGCUGCUGUGCAGAGGUUGCGGGAUGGUGGGGUUAAGAUUCUCAAGGAUGUGGGUGUAUGUUCGAGGGAGACUGUGCCACUUUCAGAGUGGGAGGAGGAAAGGGGGAUUGGACGUGGUGAAAUUCAUGAGAAUUAUGCGUGGUUUUUUGAGAAGUUUGCUAUGGUUUCCGAUCCGGAUGGGUAUAUGGUCGAGUUGAUUCCUCAGAGUGUGUGA
This is a messenger RNA of Penicillium coprophilum, 651 nucleotides long. Its product is annotated as putative lactoylglutathione lyase (Glo1). The record is from RefSeq and is a predicted model, not a curated record. Lineage: Eukaryota; Fungi; Ascomycota; Eurotiomycetes; Eurotiales; Aspergillaceae. The coding region runs from base 1 to 651 and encodes 216 amino acids. The transcript has 2 exons.